Molecule: messenger RNA, 553 nt
Organism: Marmota monax (woodchuck)
Lineage: Eukaryota; Metazoa; Chordata; Mammalia; Rodentia; Sciuridae
Product: serum amyloid A-1 protein
Exons: 4
Coding region: 47-412 (121 amino acids)
Cellular component (GO): extracellular region
Source: RefSeq, a predicted model, not a curated record
CUGUCCUUCAGCGACCAGCAGAUCCACUCCACCAGACAUCAGUAACAUGAGGCUUCUCACAGGCCUGGUGUUUUGCUCUUUGGUCCUGGCAGUCAGCGGUGGGGUUUUUUCAUUCAUGAAGGAAGCUGCUCUAGGAAGUUGGGAUAUGUGGAGAGCUAUCUGGGACUUGAAUGAAGCAAAUUUCAUAGGUUCACAAAGAUACUUCUAUGCCCGAGGGAAAUAUGAUGCUGCCCGAAGGGGACCUGGGGGUGCCUGGGCUGCUGAAAUGAUCAGUGAUGCCAGAAAUAACAUUCUGAGAUUUUUUGGCCCUGGACUUGAGGACUCAGAGGAAGACCAGGAAGACAACAGAGCGAACAGGAGAGGAGAAGAUCCUAUUAUUUACAGACCUAAAGGGCUUCCUGAUAAAUACUGAACUUCAUCUUCAUUUUGUAUCAGGAGACUGGCUGUGAGUCCCCAAAGUUUGGGAUAUGAAAUCACUGCAUCCUGUGUCCACAUAAAUAUGUGGAUGGCCCACAGUCAUUGUUCAAUAAAUACUUAAGAAAUGGAAAUUCUA